AAUAUCAGCAACAUCAACAACAAUAUCAACAGCAACAACAACAAUAUCAACAGCAACAACAACAACGACAACAACAACAACAGCAACAACAACAGCAACAACAGCAACAACGAUGACAACACUAUUGAACAGGUCCAUCAACAAGGCAAAUCAAGCAAGGGACAAUCUUUACCAGAACAAGGCGGUCGAAUGGAAACUCUUCGUGUCUUUGGCGGCAAUAUAUGUCAAGGUCUUGUAUUUCAUACCUUCACCAUUGGUAUGUCAACUACAGCACGUGAAUUACUGGAAAUGGCAAUUACUAGAUUUGAUUUGGAAACUGGAUCUCGUUCUAUGGAUUACUAUCUUACGGUUCAAAGUUCAGAUGGAGAUGAUUAUAUCCUGUUGGGUCAAGAUAAACCACUACCAAUUCUUCGAACUUUAACCGCAUCGUUGACUACACCCCUACCACGAUCGUCAAUGGAACAGUUACAGCAAAUCGCAAAGACGAAAAAGCGAUUAUCAUUCAACGACGGCAACAAUAUUAAUAACAACAAUAAUAGCAACGAAAACCUUAAUAACCGUCAUCGUCCUAGUAGUUUCAACAAUUUAGAACAAACCUAUUACGACGAAGAUUCAGUAAUCCGAUUCUACUUACAUCAGCGAAUGAAACGAGGACGUGAAGAUUUACUUUAUAUUAAAGUAUGUCUAUAUCAUAGCGGCUUACCACAAAGGAAUUCUAAAAGCAAGAAGAAGAAAAACGCAGAAAUUGAUCGGGUGGACAAGAUUAUGGCUGUUCAAGUGGAUUCUCAAGUCGGCAUGGUGAUCAAUGAAGCUUUAGCCAACGUUCCAAAUGCUACUGCUGAAAAUUUUUUGGGUGGACUAGGUGAUGUACGACUGUUUACAAAGUAUCGAAUGAAUGUGCGUACAAAUGACGGUCUAGAAAUGACACUACAACCUACUCAAGAUAUGGCCGCCUUACUGACAAUGUUAGGACUGAAAUGGAAUAUUGGAGGAAGAACGCUUUUGACUAGUGAACUUUUAUUUUUGAUCUAUCCUGCAAACGGCAACAAGAAAAAAUCACGCCAAAAACGACCUGUCAGUUUAUCAAAGGAUCAUUUACAACAAUCAGAUCAACAAUGUAUACAACAAGAACGACGACCUAGUAUUUUGGAUAUUUUGAUGGAUGCUCCAAGCAUGAAAGAACCUCCUUCUCCUUUACAAGAACAAGGGGAACUAGGAGACCACAACACCGCUAUGGAUCCCCUAGCUUUGCGCAAGAAAAGUCUAUCUGGAUGCAACUUGGACACUUAUCCUCCUUCUUCUUCUUCAACUACUUCCUCUCACCAGCAGCUCAUUCCUCUCAACGAUUCAACUAUUACAGUAGACAAUCCUGACAACACAAUGGUUUUUGGUAUAAAUAAUGACAAGAAAUCAACACCAACAACGAUCAAGUCGAAUUCACUUAAACAACAAUUGAAACGAUGGGUGGGAUGGGGACCAAAGAAGAACCAACAACAACAGCAACAGCAACAGCAACAACAACAACAACAACAAGGUUGGUUAUCGCCACCAGCUUAUUCACCUUUAGAUCCAAAUCCUGUUGAUGAAGCUAUAUACAACGAUUCGCCUGUUGCGCCCACUGAAAUUACAAAAGAAUCUACUUUGUUUCAAGAUAACGUGAUGGUGACACCGUACGAUUCUGGUUUGAGAAAACCUUCUGAUUCUACUAUUAUUGUCCCUAUGGCUUCCAGUUCCUCUCAACAAUGUCUUUCAAAUACCGCCAUGGAAAUGAAUGGAAAUGCAACAUCUGACCGGGUAUCACCGAAUAUGGUCAUGAUGAAUACUACCCCUUCAACCCCUAUGAUGAUCUCGACUUCCAAUUAUACUCUUUCCGCUCAUUUAACAACAGCAGAUCCCCACAGCAACAGCAACAGCAACAGCAACAGCAAUAUCAGUAUCAAUAACAGCAACGAUAACACUACUCCAACAACUACUUUGACACCAACAGCUCCCACUCAGUCUGACACAAAUCCAUUACCAAUAUCAAACUCCAGUAACUGUAUCAACACUUCUGCUAUCACCACUAUAUCAUCAUCAUCAUCAUUACCAUUAUCAUUAACAUCGUCAUCAUUGUCUUCAUCAUCACCUGUAUUAGCAACGGAACAAUUAACAACAGAAAUUAUGACAAGCACAAGAACUAGACUGGAUUCUCCUUUACCACCAACUCCUUGGCAUCAACAAGAGACACAACCUGAUCGUUCUGCUUCUUUAAUCGACUCUGAUAUAUCAUCUUUAUCAAAUUCAACUUGUUCUUUCGACUCGACUGUGGAAUUACAAUACUCACAACGUGGUGAAGAAAUCAACAAGCAACAUUCUGUAUAUGAAUGGCUAUCUGACUCUGAUUCAGAAAACUCUCAAGUUGAGCAACCAGCGUCCUCCUCACUUUAUGAAAACUCUACACAUCAAGUACAAAAUGACGGCAAUGACGAUGUAUUGGCUCAGUAUUCUUCCUGGAUGAAGCGUGAGUCUUUGUCUGCGACAAAGGCAAUCGAUCAACCUCAAACAAGCAACGACAAUACAACAGGUUCUAUUCAAUCAUCUUCAAUAUCUUCGUCAUCAUCAUCAUCAUUAUCAGCAUCUACAUCCAUGGAAAAACAUAUCAAUACCGACCUUACUUUGAAUUCUCCUACAUCGUAUUGCCCUCCUGCAGCCAAUAGUCCAAAUGGAUUAUGUAGCAACAGUAGUACCAUCACCUCUAAUACGUCGACUAGUACACAAUCGAAUAUGCGUUCAACAUCACUCUUGUCCUCGAACUUAGAUACAGACGCUUUAUUAUUAGUGACACAUGGUGUGGAUUUUCUCAUGCAUCGUGAAAGCUCCAAUUGGGAAGAUGAUGACAAUAGCAACUCGAUGAAAAAUAAGACCACAGGCAAUGAUGAUGAUCGAUAUGCGCUUCAUCCUUGGAACGGAAUGAAAAAACCUGAAAGUGGCGACAACUAUAUUGAUUUGAUGUCCUCUCCUUCUUCUGUAAAAACAACAAGAUCUAUUAAUGAUUUAUCGACAGCAAGACCAUCAAUAGCAAGACCAAGAUCAUUAUCAACGAAAGCCAUCUCAAAUAAAACUAUUUUACCCUCCAUGCCUAGUUCAGCAUCACUUACAACCAAUGGUUCUUCUCUCUCUAUCAUCGGACAAUCAACAACAGCAACCAUACAUGAUAAAGAUGGAAAACAGCACUCCCAAAGAGAAAAAGAAGUCGUGGAUGAAGAACUUCAAAGAAUAGUUAGUAUGCAUGUCCUCUUCUAGUAAUGAUUAUAGUUUAGUGAGUGGUGAUAGUAUUUUUAUUGAUAUAUCUUAAAAUAAAGCAAAAAAAAAAAGUUUGAUUUUGAUCCAAAAUGCAUAUAGUUCAACUAUAAAUAGAGAUGUGGUUUUAUUAAAAAGAUAUUAUAAAAAUAAAUAAAAAAAAAAAA
Molecule: messenger RNA, 3446 nt
Organism: Halteromyces radiatus
Lineage: Eukaryota; Fungi; Mucoromycota; Mucoromycetes; Mucorales; Cunninghamellaceae
Exons: 5
Coding region: 190-3282 (1030 amino acids)
Biological process (GO): signal transduction
Source: RefSeq, a predicted model, not a curated record